GUGAACACAUCAAGAGGAGGAGUAAAACAAGAAAACCAAAGAAGACAAAAAGAACAAAACAAAUAAAAUGGCAAAGGCUAUUUUGCUCCUUUCUGCAGUCUGUAUCUUGGCCUUUGUCAACUUCGCACAAUGCCAUGAUUCUCAGGCCAUCAAUGUUGAAGGCAGUGUCUAUUGUGACACUUGCCGUGUUCAAUUUCAGACCAAACUUAGCGAGUAUAUCGAAGGUGCAACCGUGCGAUUGGCAUGCAAAGAUAUUGAGACAGAAAAGGAGACAUACUCAGUAGAAGGGGUGACAGACAAAAAUGGAAAAUACAUAAUAAAAGUAGAAGGUGAUCAUGAGAAUGAACUUUGUGAAGUGUCAAUUGUCAAGAGUCCAAGAGAGGAUUGCAAAGAAUCUGCCAUUGGUUUUGAGAACUCAAGAGUUGUGUGCAGUGCAAAUGUUGGAAUCCACAAUCCAACUCGUUAUGCAAAUCCACUUUUCUUCAUGAAAACUGAAGCUGUUUCUGGCUGCAAAGAUGUACUUGACGAGUUGGGUUUAUUCCCACUUGAAUUUAACUAAAUUAUAUAUAUUGGAGUAUUAAUUAGUAUAAGGAAAAUAGCUUUUGCAUGUCCUUUUUGUUGAUAUGGUGAAACAAAAAAAAGAGAAUAAGUAUUGACUUCUCUUGUAUGUGUACUCACCAUGGAAAAAGAAAUUCCAUGAAUUAAUUGUUGAAUGAGGAGUUCAUGACUAGCUUCUAAUAAAUAAUGCUUCUUAUAGAAACUCUGGUUUUCUC
Molecule: messenger RNA, 773 nt
Organism: Nicotiana tabacum (common tobacco)
Lineage: Eukaryota; Viridiplantae; Streptophyta; Magnoliopsida; Solanales; Solanaceae
Product: anther-specific protein LAT52-like
Source: RefSeq, a predicted model, not a curated record